AUGUUGAAGACUUUGUACGGAGAAGGCUGUGACGAACAAUACCAUCUUGAGAGAGACGGUAUUGCCGUCAAUCAGGAAUCGCCAAGGAAACCCCGUUGUAAAUCCGCGGCACCUGCUCCCGUGGGAUAUGUCGUGGAUUUUGCCAAUCCGGCGAGGAAGGGGGAUAUAACGGGCUAUUGGGUUUUUGGCGUGGGAAUGGUGUUGAGUUUUGCGUUUUUGUGUAUGAGGAUUUAUACCAAGGUGGCUGUGGCGAGGAACUUUGCUACUGAGGAUGCUUGUUUGAUUUUGGCUUGGCUUGCCGGGGUAAGUGUGCAGGCUCUUCUCGUUUUCAUGUGGCUGAACAAAGCUAUUGGAGUCCAUAUAUACGAAAUGCCCGUGGAAGUAUUUAAUUUAUACACCAAAAUUAUUAUGAGCGCCUUUAUAAUAUACGUAGCUUGUCUCGGCCUGUCCAAAAUUUCCCUCCUCCUCUUUUACAACCGUUUAUCACCCAUACGAUGGUUUCGCACAGCGGUUUACUUCCUCAUGUUUGUUGUAUUCGCCUAUAGCGUCGCCUUCAUCUUCGCACUUAUCUUCCCAUGCAGGCCCGUGGCAAGGAAUUGGGAUAUUCGCAUUACCGAUGGAGAAUGUAUUAAUCGUGCAGCGAUAUAUACUGCUGCCGCGGCUGUGAAUAUAACUACCGAUAUUGCACUUCUCGCCUUACCCAUUCCAAUGAUUGUGGAUUUGCAGAUGCCCAAGAUCCAGAAGGCGGGGUUGAUUUUUAUCUUUAUGGUUGGUUCGAUGACGUGUGUAACGAGUAUAAUUCGUUUAAAGGUCAUAUUACCUCUCCUCGUAGAUAACGAUGAGACAUGGGAAGUUUCCGUUCCAUGCAUAUGGACUAUCGUAGAAGCCAACCUAGUAAUAAUCUGCGGUUCCUUCCCUAUCACGCGCCAAUUCUUAAAACACGUCGUCCCUCGCUGGAUAGGCGAGUCAUCAUCCCCUGCCGCAAACUCCAGAUACCGCAGCAGACAUCCAUAUGAUCUCGAAACCAUCGGGCACCGAUCAUCAAAGAAGAAGCGUUCACGAUACGGCAUGGAAUCACUAGACGACGGCGAUAACGAAAACGAUUUAGAGCUCGAUGGAAGAUUCGCGGAACAUAAAGUUGAGAUUGAGGCGACGGGAGGGGAGAGAAGUAGGGAUAGUGGAGAAGAAGUAGAGGAUACGGGAAGUGAAACGGGGAUUGUAAAGACGAAUGUUACGAAAGUGACGUUUUCGAAGAGAGAAACUAAUGGAUGGGAAGACAAGGACUCGCUUGCGUCAUGA
This is a messenger RNA of Sclerotinia sclerotiorum 1980 UF-70, 1299 nucleotides long. RefSeq lists its product as hypothetical. NCBI's taxonomy places the organism in Eukaryota, Fungi, Ascomycota, Leotiomycetes, Helotiales, Sclerotiniaceae. Bases 1 to 1299 code for a protein of 432 amino acids. The transcript is spliced from 8 exons. The record is from RefSeq and is a predicted model, not a curated record.